Molecule: messenger RNA, 1442 nt
Organism: Bactrocera oleae (olive fruit fly)
Lineage: Eukaryota; Metazoa; Arthropoda; Insecta; Diptera; Tephritidae
Gene: Daao2
Product: D-amino acid oxidase 2
Biological process (GO): D-amino acid catabolic process
Cellular component (GO): cytoplasm
Molecular function (GO): D-amino-acid oxidase activity; FAD binding
Source: RefSeq, a predicted model, not a curated record
GAUAAGCCGGAGAGUUUGUUUGGAAAUAUAAAACACACAAACAAUAAUUAUCUCAAUACAUACCCACACACACACAUACCUAUAUUUCAUAUUUCAACAGAUUACAAGUGCUCUGCUGUCAAUAUAAGUACUUGCUAAAUUAAUUGCAGAUUAUAGCGUCUAUCACUUUACACCAAAGGACCGAUAAUUUAGUACAACGAUCACCGUCGUUAAGUGCACAAUUCAGACCCGUUAAAGCAGUUGUGCGGUAAUGCGUAUCGCGGUUAUUGGUGGCGGCGUAAGCGGCAUCACUUCGGCUGUGCAGAUCUUGGAGUAUUUGAAAUCCAUCGGCUCAGCCGUGAAAGUAACAGUGCUCUCUGAGGCUUUCUCACCGAAUACCACCGGCGAUGGCUCAGCUGGUCUGUGGGGUCCUUAUUUGUUGGGCGGCACUCCCACAGCGCGUGUACAUCGCUGGUCAAAACACAUGCAUGACUUUCUCGAGCAAAUCUGGUUGUCUGAGGAUGCUGGCGAGGCAGGUGUCUGCCUUAUACCAUGCCUAAGGGUAACCACAACCACAAUGGAUAAUAAUGUUUUCUGGAAGGAUAUUGUUUAUGGUUGUCGUCGACUUACACAAAAACAAUUGAAUGAGCUGAAUAUAGGAAGAACAAAAAAAUAUACCGAUGGCAUACAUUUCAUUACAUAUACCUCUGAGCCGAUUAAGCUGCUACCUUACUUAAUGAAGCGUUUCCAAGCGAAUGGCGGCAAAAUUGUGCAACAAAAGAUCGUCAAUUUGGAGGAGUUCAUAACGAACUGCGAUUACGAUGCUAUUAUUAACUGCUCGGGGCUGGGUUCGCGUGAGUGCGUAAAAGAUAACGGUAUGUUUCCGGUACGUGGACAAGUUUCGCGCGUCAAAGCAAAUUGGUUGUAUUAUGCGCUGCUGGAUGAGAGCGACGAUGGCAAUUAUAUUAUACCAAAUUGUGAAACAGUCGUUUUGGGUGGCACACACCAGGUAGACGACAGCAACACUAAAGUAUGUCCGAAUGACAAGGCAUUCAUUGUUAAUGGCUGUCGAAAAAUUUUGCCCAGUCUUGAGCAUGCGCAACAGCUGUACGAUUGGGUGGGGCUACGACCCGGACGUGAUGCGCUGCGUUUGGAGGCAGAGCAAGGCGGCAAAAAAAUUGUCAUACACAAUUAUGGACAUGGCGGCAGCGGUGUCACCUUGGCUUGGGGUUGCGCUGAAGAUGUGCUACAGCUGCUGAAAAACGAGUUGCUAGCGCGCAAACCGCUAAAAUCGAAAUUAUAACAAAGAAAUAUUGCAAAAAGAAAAAUGUGAAAACUCAAGCUUUAUUUGUUAAUAACAACAAUGUAUAGCAUUUACUAUUGUUUAAUAAAUUUGCUAGUUAUGUAAUAUUAGCUGUUGUAGCCACUUGCAAGUCAGAACAAAUGCAUUUUUUGUGAAGUGG